AUGCGCUCAAAUUAUUUCUCGACCAGCCUCGUUCUCGCGUGCGCAUCGGCUGCUUUGGCCGUGCCAUUCGCAAGCGACAGCGGAAUCCUGAGCAAGAAGGCUGACUCGACUAAGGUCGGCUAUUUGGCGGCCUAUUGGAAGACGGACGAGACUGGUAUCUUCUUUGCAUUGAGCACCAACGACAACCCGCUGCAAUUCAAUCCGGUCAAUGGCGGAGAGCCCCUCUUCGUUCCCACCCUCGGUCAGAAAACCGUUCGGGACCUCUCACUCGUUCCCGGCUCUGGAGAGGAAGAAGGCACAAAAUGGUAUCUUCUCGCAACGGAUCUGAACAUUGAAGAUUACGCGUCGUGGGAUGCCGCAGCUGCCAAUGGCUCGAAAGCGUUGUUGAUCUGGGAUAGCUCAGACCUGAUUAACUGGACGGACGAGAGGCUCAUAACCGUCGAGGAUGACACCGCCGGAAUGGCGUGGGCGCCCGAUGCCAUCUGGGAUCCGGAAGCGGGUCAAUACUUGGUGCACUGGGCAUCUCAAUUUUUCGCCGAAAACGACACGACUCACAGCAACGGCCCAAUCGACGAAGCCGUCAUGCGCUACGCGCACACGAGCGACUUCCAGACGUUCACGACCCCGCAGACGUACCUCGACAGGAACCCCGAGAGCACCAUCGACCUCAGCUUCCUCAAGAUCAACGACACGGCCUACGUGCGCUUCUGGGCGCACGACGGCUUCCACACCGAAGUCGGCUACGACGGCUUGUUUGGCGCCUUCGAGGAGGUUGGGGAAGUCGUCACCGGCUACGAGGGCCCUUAUGCGUUUUGGGACAACACGGCCGACGGCGUGGCGUACGUGAUUGCCGACAAGCUGGGUUCUGAUGCGGGGAUCAGAGGAUAUGGACCGGCGGACCCGACGACGGGCGCGUGGGUGCAGGACACGUCGGUGGAUGAUGCGUAUAUGAGACAUGGCUCUGUUCUCGCUGUUACUCAGGAACAGUAUGAUGCGCUGGCUGCUCUCUGA
This is a messenger RNA of Lasiodiplodia theobromae, 1011 nucleotides long. Its product is annotated as Glycoside hydrolase family 43. NCBI's taxonomy places the organism in Eukaryota, Fungi, Ascomycota, Dothideomycetes, Botryosphaeriales, Botryosphaeriaceae. Bases 1 to 1011 code for a protein of 336 amino acids. The transcript is spliced from 3 exons. The record is from RefSeq and is a predicted model, not a curated record.